Molecule: messenger RNA, 1736 nt
Organism: Rosa chinensis
Lineage: Eukaryota; Viridiplantae; Streptophyta; Magnoliopsida; Rosales; Rosaceae
Product: protein POLAR-like 1
Exons: 4
Coding region: 216-1463 (415 amino acids)
Biological process (GO): asymmetric cell division
Source: RefSeq, a predicted model, not a curated record
AAUAGAGUGGUGACUGGAACAGAAAGAGAAGCCCCAGAAGAUUCAAAAAUGGGAAAACCCAGUUAAUAUUCCCAACUAUGCAAACCCUGAAACCGGGAACCACGUGUGUACCAUUACCUAACCAAGAACCAACUCACAUUUCAAGCAGAGCCUCCAUUUUGAUCUCUCUCUCUCUCUCCUCUCUUAGUUCCCAGUGAGUCACUCACCGAGUCACAAUGUGGCCGGCUCUCCUCGCCGCAGCAGUAGCCGCCUCCACCGGACUCCUCGCCAAAAACCACCUCUUCAAGCCCGCCGCCGAGAUCACAGACUCCGAUCCGCAGAACGACGCCGUCUCGGACGAUGCGACGCCGCAGCGCUCCGUCGCUUCUGUUUCUCGGUCUCCGAUGCUGCCGUGGGAGAGCGACUGCGAGGAUCAAAUGAAGGAGGGGAUCUUUAGGUUUUCGAGCGACGGCGGGAGCGGGAAGAAGAAGAAGAAGAAGACCAGGUUUCGGUUGAAGAAGAAAGAUGUGGUGGAGGAGCAGAAGAAGAAGAGUGGGAGGAGAGCUGGUGUUUGCUUGAAGAAGAGGAAGACUGUAGCUUCCAAAUGUGGAUCGUCUUCUGAUUCCAAAGAUACUAGCUCAUUGUUUAGUUGGGGACUUAACAUUGGGAUCAUGUACAUGAUGACUGCUGGAAAAGCGGAAAUCAAUAAGCUGAACACUACCAUGGAUGAGACUGCAAAAGUUGUGCAGGAGUUAAAAUCUGAGCUAAAUAAAAGAAAAGCAUCACAGAGUCAGCAAGUUUCUUGUUCUGAAAGUGAAGCCAAUACACAAGUUCAGAGCCCUAGUUGCAAGUGUACUCAGACAGAACUCAAGAAGUCAAGUGCAGAAAACAGUGAACCUAAUUAUAUGAGAGCUUCCAGUUUUCAUAUAUUUGAUGAUGGCGAAUGUCCAAGUAGUGUUCUUACAGAGGAUCAGGAGCCUGAGCCAGAGGUGAUGGACAUGGAUCAAUUGGAAGCAGAACUUGAGUCUGAACUGCAAAAACUUCCAUGGUGCUCCACAGAAGCUCCUCAUCAAGAGGGAUUCAGAAAUCUGGGAAAGGAUAUUGUCUCUGAAGUCUCAGCACAAAAAUUUCAGGGACAAGCAGCUCAAGGUAUUGAUAUCGAGCAAUUUCAAGGAGUAUUACCAGCUGAACUAGACCAGAAGUUAUGCCAUGUGCUCAUCGAACAGCAGGAAAGCCAAAUUGUGGAGCUGGAAUCCGAACUGCAGUCGGCCCAAUCCAAACUCCAAGAAAAAGAAACUGAACUUCGAGCAUUGAAGGACUGUGUUAAACGCCUAACUCAGUUAUCCCUUUCAACUGUCUCAGAUGAUGAAAAUGAGGCUCACAAUGAACAAGAGCAGAUAACUGGUUGGAAUUACAACACGGAGAGAUCUGAGUCAAUAAAACCAGUGGUUGGGAUGAAAAGACCUAUAGAUUCUGAAUCCUGAUGAUACAGCCAAGGGGUAUGGUAGUAAUUUACCAAUUUACUAGACUAUUAUAGAUAUAUAUAGGAAGUUAGCCGGCAAUUUUAAUGUCAUGGGUGUGCUAUACCGAUCCAAAUCAAGCAACCCUACAUUACCUGUGUACAAACAUGUGCAAAUUUCCCUUGUAAACAAAACUGGCAGUUUGCCUUUCUUGCGUUCUGCUCUGCCCAUGUAAUAUUAAACUCUGCUAGUCGCUAUUAUAAUGCUUAGUGUCUAGAGCUCGACACUAUUUACCAA